AUGGAAACCAUUGAUCCCGGAAGUAAUCACGAGGAGAAGAACAAUAUGGCAAUCGCCUUGCUCUUUCAAUCCAUCCCCGAGGCCCUAACGCUUCAGUUAGGCGAACUCGAUACAUCAAAGGUGGUUUGGGAAGCAAUCCAAGCACGACACGUCGGGGCUGAGCGGGUAAGAGAAGCACGAUUACAAACAUUAAUGGCAAAAUUUGAUAGACUUAAGAUGAAGGAAUCAGACACCAUCGAUACCUUCGUCAGCAAGUUAUCCGAACUUUCGUCCAAAUCUGCUUCUCUUGGGAAGAUUAUCGAAGAGCCAAAAAUUGUCAAGAAAUUUUUGAAAAGUUUGCCAACGAGAAAAUACAUCCAUAUUGUUGCUUCGCUGGAACAGGUAUUAGACUUAAAUACCACAAGUUUCAAUGAUAUCGUUGGGAGGUUAAAAGCGUAUGAGGAGAGAAUAUUUGAAGAUGACGAUGAGCAUAGCAACAACGAUCCUACGAAGCUAAUGUAUGUCAAUUCUGGGAAAAAUCAAGAGAAUUUUUCCGGAGGCGAUAGAGGAAGAGGACGAGGUGGUCGUUCCGAUUGGAGAGGACGAGGACGAGGUCGAUACAGCUCGUUUCAGAGCCAAAGAGAAGCGUAUAGGCAAGUUGAUUGUCUUGAUAGACUGUUAAAACUCCAAGAGACGGUUGAGAAGAAAGACGAAGAUACAGAGGACGCUGAUAAUAUUAUGGUACAUGAAGUCGUCUACCUUAACGAGAAGAAGGUUAAUCUGAAGGUGUUUAAAACAGAGCAAGACAUGACCAUCUUGUGGUAUCUUGACAACGGGGAAAGUAAUCACAUGAGUGGCAAUCACAUUUUCUUUAGAGAUCUUGAUGAAGGAAUCACAGGGAAGGUUCAAUUCGGAUACGACUCACGCAUUGAUAUAAAAGGAAAAGGAUCGAUUCAGUUCAGAAUGGAAGGAGGCGAGAAGAAGAUACUAAACGAUGUCUAUUAUAUCCCAGUUUUAAAAAGCAAUAUUGUGAGUCUAGGGCAGGCCACUGAAGCCGGUUGUGAGAUCAGCAUGAAGGAUAACGUGCUGAGAUUGCUCAAUCAGAGUGGCCAACUAAUGAUUCAGACCUCAAGAUCAAGAAAUAGGCUCUAUAAAGUCGUUCUUCAAGCUGAUACUAUUCAGUGUCUACAAGUAAAGACAUCCACUGAAUCGUCGAAGUGGCACGCUCGCUUAGGACACGUUAACACCGAGAUAAUGAAGCUGGUGAUUAAUAAAGAAAUAGUCGACGGCAUACCUAGUCUCAUGAUCGGGAAGGAGGCUUGUGUAUCUUGUCUGCUGGGAAACAAACAAGACAAUCAUUCCCUUAUUCAACCUCGUAUCGGGCCAAGACAAGAAACGAGAACUUUAGUGAAAACUUUGAGAACAGACAGGGGAGGAGAGUUUAUGUCUCAAGAAUUUAAACUGUUUUGUGUCAAGGACGGAAUCAACCGGCACUUAACGGCUCGUUACUCACCGCAGCAGAACGGGGUCGUCGAGCGUCACAACCGUACCCUACUAGAGAUGACGAGAAGCAUAUUACGGUCUUUGGUUGCGUCUGUUACUGAAGAACGGAAGCUGCAGGGAGGAAUAAACUUGAGACCGAUCGAGAACAUUGGUGCACUUGGGUACGGAGCCGGCUCAAGAAAUGAACAAAAUGUGGAGAAAGAGGACAAUGUUGAAGACGAUGUAGAAGCUCAUAAUGAGGCAAUUGAUGACGAUGAAGAAGAUGAUGAAGCUGAGCCACAACUACGAAGAUCAAACCGAGUCAGCACGAAGCCGUCCUACUUGGACGAUUACAUCCUUCUCGCAGAGAUAGAGUGUGAGAGAUUAUUGAUGGCGAUUAAUAAUGAGCCUUGGGAUUUCAACGAGGCAAAGGAGAUGAAAGUAUGGACUGAUGCGUGCAAAGAGGAGAUUUUCUCAAUGGAGAAGAACAAUACAUGGGUUCUCGUGGAACUGUCUAAGGGUUUUAAGCCUAUCGGUUUGAAGUGGGUCUUAAGAUCAAAAGAAACGCUGAUGGAAGCAUUAACAAGUACAAGGCACGCAAUGGCAGCAUCAAAGGUCUGGGAGAUACAUCAUCUUGAUGUGAAAACAGCAUUCUUGCACGGAGUAUUGAAGGAGGAAGUUUAUGUUACACAACCUGAAGGUUUCGAGAUCAAAGGGGAGGAAGAUAAAGUAUACAGACUAAGGAAAGCCCUUUAUGGCCUACGGCAGGCUCUGCGAGCAUGGACCAUUAAACUUAAUGAUAUUCUGAAAGUGGAUGAUCUAGUAGUGGCUGGUACUGCUUUGCAAUCUGUUGUUGAGUUCAAACGAGAGAUGAGUACCAAGUUUGAGAUGAGCGACCUAGGAAAACUGACAUACUAUCUAGGCAUUGAGGUAUAUCAGCUUGAAAGAGGCAUUGUACUCAUGCAAGAUAGGUAUGCGCAAAAGAUCCUCGAAGAAGCUGGCAUUCACGCAUGUAAUCUUUCUCAUGUUCCAAUGGACAUGAACCCGGACCUUUCCAUCAGCGUCGGAGUACUCAGCAGAUACAUGCAGGAGCCUAAGGAGUGUCAUGGUGCGGCUCUGAAACAGAUACUAAGGUACUUACGCGGAACAAGUUCUCUUGGUCUCAUGUUCCCACGAUCGACAAAACUCGAGCUUGUAGGCUAUAGUGGCAGUUCCCACAAUGUUGACAUUGAUGACGGGAAAAGCACAGCCGGUCAUGUGUUCUACUUUGAUGAAAGCUCAAUAACGUGGUGCUCUCAGAAACAAGAGAUCGUUGCGUUAUCAUCUUGUGAGGCAGAGUUCAUGGCUGCUACGGAGGCAGCAUAA
Brassica oleracea var. oleracea is the source of this 2826-nucleotide messenger RNA. RefSeq lists its product as uncharacterized. The transcript is spliced from 8 exons. Gene Ontology annotation, biological process: DNA integration. NCBI's taxonomy places the organism in Eukaryota, Viridiplantae, Streptophyta, Magnoliopsida, Brassicales, Brassicaceae. Gene Ontology annotation, molecular function: nucleic acid binding. Bases 1 to 2826 code for a protein of 941 amino acids. The record is from RefSeq and is a predicted model, not a curated record.